Molecule: messenger RNA, 1844 nt
Organism: Daucus carota subsp. sativus
Lineage: Eukaryota; Viridiplantae; Streptophyta; Magnoliopsida; Apiales; Apiaceae
Exons: 2
Coding region: 800-1714 (304 amino acids)
Source: RefSeq, a predicted model, not a curated record
CUUUAUUUGGUUUCUUAUUAAAUUCACCUCUCAUUUAUUUAUUUUGUGAAAUUCAUUUGUUUUUAUGUGUUUUCUUUUUGCCAAAUGAGAUGCCUUCUUGUGAAAUAUAUCUGUGAGUUCCAGAAGCUUGAAUGUUAGUGUCAUAGUGUGUUCAUCUGACUGCAGACCUUGGCUUAUUUAUAUUUGUGUGUGUGUAUAUAUAUACUAUUUAACAUGCAAAUGAACAGAAUCUUGCUAUGAAUAAUAAAUACAAACAUAUCAUAGGUCCUUCUACAAAAGUAAAAGAAAGAAAAAGGAUAUCAUUGCAGGCCUUUUGAAGUUGAAAAAGCUUUCCAAAAUGUGAACUAGUUUUUUCCCUCAAUGGAAUAAUCAUAAUGCUCAAACUUAACAACUUUGGUGAGAAUCCGAUAAAACUUUAUUAGGUGGAAAAGGGAACAUAUUUUUAUUUUGUAUGGUUGAGAUGCCAUGAUUUGACUGAAAUGUUUUUGAUCUGCAUGGCCCCAUUCUUUGAAUUUUUUAGUCCUUGCACCUUUGAAUUACUGUAUAGAAUCAUGGUGUUUUAGAAGUUUGGUCAUCAAAGUGAUUCUACAAAGCUUCCAUUUUAGCUUUAUGUUUUUUGUUGUAUCUUUUUGUCGAAUGUUUAUGAUCUGUUCUAGCUGCAUGGGAGCAUGGAAUUGCAGAUGCCCCUAUUGAAGACUCUGGUUUUUAUUUGCCUUGUAAUAGUAAAUAUAACAAGACAUUAUAAAAAAAUACAAAACAGGGAGCCCUUUUCAUUUGAUCUUGUAGUCCAUAAUGAUGAAUGUCGAAUCGUAAUGAAAUACCACUGAUUAUUGAUGAAUUGAAGCUAAAGCUCCAAUGUGCCACGCUGGAACUCGAAGCUGUAAGAUCACAGGCAAAUGAGGAAAUUAAACAAUUAAUCCAACUCCUGAAGAUGACCAUUCAGGAAAGAAAUGAAACUAGGGAUCAGCUUAAUAAGCUGAUCAACAAGUUUAUGAUUCCUUCAGCAAAGCCAACUACAGAAAUAUUGUCAACGAUGCCCCAAAUUUCACCUGAAUUUCCCCUAGUGAAGAGCGCGAGAACAAACUCAAGUAUAACAGAAUCCAACAGCUUCUCUGAUCAGCCAUACAAUUACCAUACACAACAUUCAUCCCCAGUUGAAUCUCUUUUUGAUGCGGUGACAUCCCCUGAUUUGUCAAACAUUAAUAACCACCAGAUUGUUGAUUCAAGUAACAUGGCAUAUGUGAAUCAUGAGCCCUUUGUUCAGGAUUAUAAUGUGCCUUCUGCACUUGUGAAAGUUAAUCAGGCUUCUUUGACUAUUGAUAAUCUCGUACAAGGUAAACCUUUGCCUCAGAAGGGUAAUCUCGUGCAAGCUGUACUAGGAGCAGGGCCACUUCUGCAGACACUUCUUGUGGCUGGUCCACUUCCAAAGUGGAAAAAUCCACCACCUCUUCAGAACUUUCAUAUUCCUCCAGUUUCCAUUAAAGGCUGUGACAUGGAAAAUUUCGGCCUAAAGGUAUCUGACAGUCCAAGUCAUGUCGUUACACUAUUGAAUUCAAGAUCUGACGUCGAGAUGUCUUGUGGGACUUUGAAAAUGAUUCCGAUGGUGAAUUAUGGACACAGGGCACCAAGUUCAUGUGAUGGAAAUGGAAGGUCUAUGGUAUCUGCUGCAGAUGUUAACAGUUCUGUAGCUGGUAAGAGACAGAGGUUCCGCUAACGUCAAAGAAGACUGAUCGAGGUAGGUAAAAAUAGUUUGAUUUUGUUGGUUGAUGGUUGAGGGUGUAAAUUUCUUGGGCUUUGAUGACAUUUAGCACUUAAGUUCGAAUUUAUUAAAAUUAUCUUGAACA